AUGAAGUUGUAUGUUGGAGGGAUUGCAAGUGAAAUGAAUUGGGACUGGGACGUGGACUUAAUGUCGUAUAUGGAGAUUGAAAAGAUGAUAAAAAAUGAAGGAUAUUGUAAUAUACGGUGUUUGUGGUACUGGAAUCCUAAGUUUGCUUUUUCUCGAGGACUUCGGCCUUUGAAUGAUGACAAAGAUGUAUUAAGGUUCAUGGAAGAUAUUAGAGGAUAUAAAUUGAUUGACAUUUAUGUUGAACACAAAGUCGAAAAAGUUAAUAUUGAGGAUGUUAGGUUUGAUGAUGCAAAUGGUGAAGAUGAAAAUCUUGAAGAAGAAAAUGGUGAAGAUGAAAAUGUUGAAGAUGCAAAUGGUGAAGAUGAAAAUGUUGAAGAAGCAAAUGGUGAAGAUGAAAAUGUUGAAGGUGUCAAUAGUGAAGAUAGUGAAACAGAUCCUGAUUAUAACAUGAGUAAUGAGGAGCACGAGGGUGAUGAGGAUGAUGAGGAUGAUGAGGGAAGUGAGGAUGAUGAGUUGAACUUAGGUCAUGAUGUUGGUGUUGAUUGGACCAUAGUUCUCCCCAACACUUCAACAGAGAAACCCUUGGAAGUUAAUUCUGAUACUGAAUGUGGUGAUUCAGAUGACCUUCAUACACCACUUGGAAGUGAUGUUGAAGAUGGAAUGGAAAGGUUUCCAGCUUUUAAACAAAGUACAAAGUUUGAAAUUGGGAUGAUGUUCAAGGAUAAGAUGCAAAUUAAAGAUGCCGUAAAAGAGUAA
This is a messenger RNA of Vicia villosa (hairy vetch), 756 nucleotides long. RefSeq names its product protein bfr2-like. The transcript has a single exon. The record is from RefSeq and is a predicted model, not a curated record. NCBI's taxonomy places the organism in Eukaryota, Viridiplantae, Streptophyta, Magnoliopsida, Fabales, Fabaceae. Bases 1 to 756 code for a protein of 251 amino acids.